AUCAGUUUGUUAGCAGCUUUUGCGACGUUCAGUUACCAAUUGAGUUUUACUCUACACCAUGUUGUGCGACCCAGUGUUUAGUAGUGGCUUCGUUAGAAGAGAAUUUAAUGACAGCGGAAUUGCCGACGGCAAGCUCCGCACCAUCUCGACUUCGUCUUGCGCCACGACCAUGUCCUCGGAGUCCUACCGCAUCUCUCUCGGCGUAGGGCCUCUGUGGUGGUCCUGAUGUCCCUGUCCACCACAGAACAGAUCACGAUAGGGCAUCGCUCUUGACGGGCUACAGCCGUAAGUCUUCGGUCGACUCGGCUGGUGGCAGCCUGUACGAGGCCAGCUCCCGGGCGUCGUCGUUGUCGUCCUCCCAGUCGGAUUGCUCCGACUUGGAGUCGCAGCCCGACAUCCACUCGCUGUGCUCGGACGAUGACUGCCAGGAAGUGCUGCGCCAGAUCUUGCAGCACGACCAGCCGGUGCAGAUCACCAUCAAGCUGCAUGUCACCGAGGACCAGUACACCAAUUGGAAUACGAUUCUGAACCCAGUCAACAACUUGUUGUAUGUCGCUCUACCGAAGGACCUUCCUCCGGCCGGCUCCAAGCAGACCUUCAUCUCGCUUCUGGAGUUCGCCGAGGAGAAGCUGGAGGUGGACGGCAUCGUUAUGGUAAUGCCUAAAGAUCAGCCGGAUCGAGCUCGCCUCAUCGAGGCGUUCCUCUUCAUGGGCUUCGAGCCGCUGUCCAGGAAGGCACCGCAGGCACCGCCGGCUGCCAUUAACGACAACGAGAACUACUACUUCCUCUACAGCAUCGAGGAGUAGUUCGUCGGCAAGGGGACGAUUUUCGCCACAGAAACGAAACAAAGAAGAAGUAAUAUCAGUAGCAAUCCAAUAUUCUGUUUCGUAGUUUCCGCAAAUAACUUUUAUUAGCCAGCCGUAGAUACAAUGACAUAUUGAGCUCAAUAUGUGUUCAGUGAAAAUCAGCAAAUCAAUCCUUUUUGAAUCUUCGCGUUGUUUAUGUAGUCGAAAAUCGUUUUGAAAAUUGUCUUCGGAGCGGCUUCAUUUUUGGUAGACUUUCAAUUAUGGCCAGCCACGUUAAGAGCCUGAUCGCAAAUUACUAUAUUAAACUAUAUCCAACAACAACAAAAAUCGAACGAAAACGUAAAAAAAAGUAGAAAACUAAAAAAUGUCAAAAAAAAAACAAAACAAAACAAAGGAAUGUAUUAAUCCUAAGUUUAUUCGUGAAUCAAUAUUUUUUAUUUAUGUUUUCAUGUCUAAUCAACAUAUAUAUUUUCUUCAUGUUUUUUCUAUAUAUUUUAUGUUUAAGCUUAUAUAUGAAGUAUUGUAAUCCCAAUUUGUUCGCACUUAAAAAUAUUCAAUAUAUUUUUAUUCACUUUUUGUACGCCGAAAGCGACGAGAACGGCGAGGUAGAAGUUUUGAAGGAUAGAAAGGGAAACGCAUAUGCAUAGAAGCUAAUUACAUAGAUCAGCAAAAAGGAUCCACAUACACGCUAUAUCCAAUAUUAAUAAACUUAUUAAUCAAUAGAUUCCACACCGCAAGCAAGCAAGCGAAAGCAGUUCUUUUAUUUAUACCACUUUGUAUGUAUCAUUUUCUUGAUUCCAAUAAUAAAACAUAUGACUUAACAAAAUUAUUGAAUUGUCGGCCGGAUUAUUAAAUUAUUUCGUUUACGACGCUCGCGUUUAGUGCGCAUUAUUAUUGUUUAUUGAAAGUAUCUCGAGUGGAACUUGGUCGAGACUUAUGAUUAAAUUUAUACACCCAAUUGCCUCACCUUCCUUUCGCAGAUAAGAGAGAUUUUAUAUGUAUUUCGUCUACUGUUUAAAAAGUGACCCAAUACGAUUGUUAGAGAUAAGUCUGCACAGUUUGUCACUUGAAGAUAAGUAGUUAUUGGAAAAACGGGGGCUCCU
Drosophila melanogaster (fruit fly) is the source of this 1909-nucleotide messenger RNA. RefSeq names its product ornithine decarboxylase antizyme (gene Oda). NCBI's taxonomy places the organism in Eukaryota, Metazoa, Arthropoda, Insecta, Diptera, Drosophilidae. The transcript has 3 exons. The record is from RefSeq and is marked reviewed. Gene Ontology annotation, molecular function: ornithine decarboxylase inhibitor activity.